GUAAAAUAUUUAGGAUCACAUUUUGUCAUGGAUAAUAAAAAUAAUAAUAUUGAUGUUGAAAAUAUAAAAAUUGACAUCGAAACUACUGAAAAUAUAGAAAUGGAUAUUGAUUCCAAAAAGAGAAAAAUAGACAUUGAUUCCGAAAGGAGAAAAAUAGAUAUCGAUUCUAAAAAGAGAAAAAUGUGGGUUGAUAGUAGUGAUAUGAAUG
This is a messenger RNA of Cetraspora pellucida, 208 nucleotides long. The record is from the annotation of a GenBank genome assembly. Lineage: Eukaryota; Fungi; Glomeromycota; Glomeromycetes; Diversisporales; Gigasporaceae.